This is a messenger RNA of Megachile rotundata (alfalfa leafcutting bee), 3367 nucleotides long. RefSeq lists its product as uncharacterized. NCBI's taxonomy places the organism in Eukaryota, Metazoa, Arthropoda, Insecta, Hymenoptera, Megachilidae. The record is from RefSeq and is a predicted model, not a curated record. Gene Ontology annotation, cellular component: cytoskeleton.
UUUAGUCCGUUUCGUUUUAUUAUACAUUUUUACGAUAUUUUAUUUUUUGAAAUCAAAUCAAUUUGUAUAUAAAAUUUAUACAUCGUAUGGGGUGCGACGGAAAUCCUGUUAUAUAUGGAUGAUUUCCUGUUAAAUAAAUCAAGAUAUUUAAACCAACUUUUUCUGUUCAAGGCUUCUUUUAGUCCAAAAACGAAACCUAGAACAGAAGUAAUUUGUUUCAAGGUAUUGACUUUCUAAAUUAGGAAUCACUAGAUAUUCACAUUUUCUGUAGCAUCCUGUAUAACUAUAUAUGUUUAUAAAUAUUGAUAAUUUUAUUUUUAUAAAUUGUUAAAUAACUUGUUAAUAACUGUAAAAAUCAUUUAUUGUUAUUGUAGUACUUUCUCUUCAGAUUGGUGCAAUUGACCAUGUAUUUAUAUACACAGCAAAUGACGAUUAUUAUAACAGUAUGUAAUUUAUUAACGAAGUUUGUUGAUAUUUAUUGAAGUAAUAAAAACAUUGAAUAAAUAACAUGCAUGUAUUGUGUGUCAUAUUUUAACUGUACCAACAGUGUUAAAGUUAUUUUAAAUUAAUAUUUCUAUGAAUUCCAAUACAGUGUGGUUUUGAUUAUGACAGUGUACUUCUGUGAGUUUAGUGUGUCACUAAGUUGUGAUACAGAAAAAUAAUCUUCAAGAAAAGACUGAAACUAUCAAUUCAUUAACAGUGUAUGUUGAAGAAACUCAAAGUCAGUAUAAUGAAUGCUUUUCAGAGGUAUGUUACAAACUGCUUUGAUCACCAUUACUAAUCAAAAAAUACCAUUUAUAAAUUAUGUAUUUUAUGCUAUAUUUACUAAUAGAAUUAUUAAUGACAAUUUUUCUGUUUAUAAAGGCUGCUAAGCAAGAUGCUUUAUUGGAUUUACAAAGAGAUGAAAUUCGUAAUCUACAACAAAAAAUUAAUUCUACAGAAAUGGAUAAUUAUCUGACAAGUAUCUCCAUUCAUAUUAAAUAUUAUACACUUUUAAAAACAAUACAGGAACACCUGGAAUGUUGUGUAAGUGACGUGCAAAUUUUAAAGGACAAGCUUGAUGUUUUAGUACAAUCAAAAUGUUGUUUGGAAAGUAAAUAUAUGCACAUGAAAAAGCUAUGGCAUGAGGCAGAAGAAAAAUUAAAAGAAUUUAAAAAAGAAAUAUUGGCACCAGAGCAAGCAAUUAAGUUUACUAAAGAUAAAGAAUGUCAAUGUAAAGUUGAAGUAGUGGAUAAAGAAUGUGUAACCAAAAAUACGUCUCAGUUUUAUGGUCUUAAAUGUAAUAGUAAGGAAUCUUAUGAGCAUGAAUUACAAUCAGAGAUCAAUAUUCUAAUAAGGGAAAAUGAAGAUAUGAAAAAGCAAUUGCAGAAGUAUAAAUUAGAUUUUGACAUAAUUGAUAAGGAACUGAAGAUAGAAAGAGAAAAUGAUAUGUACACUCAGCAAAUUUUAUUCGAGUUACAAAAGUUAAGAGAUACAGGGUGUUGUUUGCAAUAUGAAAAUGAACAACUUAAAACAGAUUUAAAAAAACAAACAAACAAAACGGAAGAUUUAUUAGAAAAAUUACAAUAUAUUAAAGAAAAUGAUGUGAAAUUUGAGAAAUUAUUGAAAAAAUUAGAUGAUAAGCAACUGCAGAUUAACAAUUUAUAUAGUCAAAUUAUGAAUAAUGAAAUUACCAUAAAAAGGCAAACGGAAACCAUCGAAGAAUUGAAAAAGAAAUUAAAUGUCAAAAAUCAAGAAAUUGAAGCAUACACAUCUGAAUUAAAUGAAAUGGACGAAGUAAUGUCAGCCUUACAUAAACAAAUACAAUCGUUAAAGAACAUGUUAAAUGAAAAAUCAAAUGAAUUAGUAAAAUUACAAGCUGACAAUAAAAUGUUAAAGAACGACAAUUCUAUAUUAAGAAUGGAAAAUAAUUCUACUGAAAAUAAAUCAAAAGAAGAUAUUCAUCAAUUGCAAAUGAUGUUAAACAACUUACAAGUGCAAUUACGUAUCGCUGAAAAAAAUUAUCAUCAUGUAUCAGAAGAUUAUAAUAAAGCACAAGAGCAAUUAAUUAAAGUAACAAAACGUGAAGCUGAUUUACAAGAAUGUUUGACAAACAUGGAAAAAGAUUAUUGCUUGAAGCUGUCAAAUAUUGAAACAGAGAAAGCUAAACUUGGAGACUGCUUAGAUAAACUAAGGGAUGAACUAGAAGAAAUUCAAAGAAAUUAUUCAUCAAAAAGUGGAGAGCACUGUAAAUUACAAGAUAUUUGCAAGUCUUAUGCAGAACAAUUAGAUAUUUUACAACAGCAGCUUGAUAAGGAACAAGAAAAGGUUAAGAAAAUAGAAGAAACAAAUUGCUGUAUGGCGCAACAGUUACAAGAAUGCAGAGAACAGAAUUGUAUUCUUGUUAAAGAAAAAGCUACAGUAGAACAAAAUAAUUGCAAAAUCAUUUCCGAACUACAGGAGACUCAUAAAUCUUUAUUGGAACUGAAAAGAGAAUGUCAACUAAAAAAUAAAUCUUUAGCUUGUAUAUCUGCAGAACUAACAGAAACAGCCAUAAGUAGAUCAGAACUAUGUAAUCAAUCACAAUAUGUUGUUUCUUGUAUUCGGGUUUGGAUGGAGGAGCAACGAGAGUAUGUAAACAAGCUUAAUUCGACAUUGAAAUCUCAGCAACAAGAGGUAUUACAACUUGAAUUUGAGAAAAAGGGAUUGUUAGAAGAAGCAAAAAAGUUGAGACGAAUUAAUCAUUUACUAACACAAAAAUUGAAAAGAAUACAUAGACAUGGUAGCAAAAAUGUUAAGAAUGUCUGCGUAGAGUGCCAGAUAUUGCCACCAACUGUUGAUAUACAUCUCCCAAUGUAUUCUAAAUAUUCAUCCUCACAAAAGAAACUAAGUCUUACAAAAACAGCCCGCCGUAUAUCGGCAGGUGGAAAUACUUCGUGGCAUCCUAAAAUGAAAUAUUUAGUAAAUGAGCUUAGAAAAAGCAAGCUAGAAUAUAAUGAAAAUUGCUAUAACAGAGUGAAUACUAAUGUAGGAUUAGAAGAAAGUCGGGACUGUGGUUACCAAUCAUCUACUAGUAAAUGAAAAUGUCAUAGAACAUGAUUGUUGACAAAAAUUAUUAUUUUUUAUAAUGAAAGUUCUGACAACUUAGUCAAUAAUUCAUCAGAAUUUUCUGCAUAUUAUUCUCCAUCGUGUAAUCCCUUUUUGAUACUUAUAUGAAUGAAGCGAUUUUAGAGUAUAAAUAAAUAUAUAUAUAUAUAUACAUAACAUAUGUAUUGAAAAGAUAAUUAGCUUGUCAGGAUAAAUUUUAUUCGUUAUUUUGAACUGAACUUGUCAAAUUACCCAAGUUCAUAAAAAAAUAAUAACGUGGAUGACAUAAAAUAUGAAAUAG